Messenger RNA from Talaromyces stipitatus ATCC 10500, 1662 nucleotides. Its product is annotated as FAD binding oxidoreductase, putative. NCBI's taxonomy places the organism in Eukaryota, Fungi, Ascomycota, Eurotiomycetes, Eurotiales, Trichocomaceae. Bases 106 to 1494 code for a protein of 462 amino acids. The transcript has 3 exons. Gene Ontology annotation, molecular function: oxidoreductase activity; FAD binding. The record is from RefSeq and is a predicted model, not a curated record.
AGACUUGUGAAAGGUGAACACAGCACAAAAACCACUCAAUCAACAGCCAUUCAAAUCAAAAUAAUGGACACAUAAGCAGUCAGGCCUGGCUUUCUAUCAUGUUCAAUGUCUAACAUGUAUCUACUGGCAUACAGCAGACGCUCGACUAAACCCGAUCAACCACUUUCUAUCAUCUGGCGCGGGCAGGUAAACGAAUCGGUCUACGAAGAGGCUCGCGUCAAAAGAAUUUUCAAUUGUCAACGGCCCACCAGAUAUCCUCAAGCAAUUAUAUUUGCUAAAACUGAGUCCGACAUUAUCAAUGCUGUAAACUUAGCGAUUGAUCAAAAAUAUUCAAUUUCCAUUCGUGCCGGUGGGCACAGUUGGCCAGUAUGGAGUCUUCGUGAUGAUACCAUUCUGAUGGACCUCGGCUGUCUCUCAGAUAUUAGCCUCGAUGAAGAGACUGGUGUGGUUAGAGUAUCACCCAGCACGACGGGAAAAGAAUUAUCUGAUUAUCUGCACGCCAAAGGCCGCACCUUCCCAGUGGGACACUGCCCGGAUGUUGGACUCGGGGGUUACUUACUCUGUGGUGGCAUGGGAUGGAAUUCGAAUAACUGGGGCUGGGCAUGCGAGUAUGUCGUUGCUGUCGAUGUAGUGACAAGCACCGGUGAAAUUGUUCAUGCGGAUGUUGAGCAAAACAACGAUCUCUUUUGGGCAACUCGGGGCUCCGGUCCAGGCUUUCCAGGAAUAGUAACCCGUUUUCACCUCCAGUCCAGGUUGUUACCGAAAAUCAUGAAAUCUUCAUUAUAUAUUUAUACUAUGAAGCACUACCAACCUGUAUUCGACUGGGCCUUGAAGAUUCCUUCGGGCAUCGAUGAGGGACUGGAAAUUGCCGUCAUUGGUAGUUACCCGCCUGAGUUUAAUGAACCAUGCAUAACAGUCGCCCUUUUAGCCCUCGGUGACAGUGAUGAAAGCGUCAUAAAAGUGUUACGCCGUGCGGAUGAGUCGCACCCGGAUGGGGCAGUAACCCGCUCCUUUUGCGGUAACACUAGCUUCAACGAGCAAUUCAGGCACAAAGCCAAGGUUUACCCCGAAAAGCACAGGUAUUGCGCUGAUAAUUCAUUCUUGCAUAACGAUGUGGACGUUCCGUCCAUCCUUGAAAAGGCCUUCUCGACGUUACCCACGAGGAAGUCAUUAGUCCUCUAUAACUCCUUGAUUCCUACAAGCCGCCGGGACUUGCCGCCAAUGGCAUUAAGCGUGCAGUCGGAUCAUUAUUUCGCGCUCUACGGGAUAUGGGAAGACGCUAAAGAUGAUGUGCACAAUCAAGCAUGGGUAUCAAAUAUCAUGGAGGAGGUUGGUCGACACUCAACCGGUGCGUAUAUUGGCGAGUUUGACUUUCUCAAAAGGCAAUCAAGAUUGUGGGGAUUCCAAGAAAAAGAGAAGUUGAAAGCCAUUAGACAGAAAUGGGACCCGAAUGGCGUUUUCUGCAGUUAUCUAGGCCUGGAACUUGGUCUAUAACACGACUUCAAGUAGAGAUCAACUUCACUUACAACGUACAUUUGGCAAUUACACGCAACUGAGGAUUCCUUAUCACAAAUGAUGGAGUGUAUAGCUACAUCGUGCAACGUUGCCGAAGAAUCUGCUCGUUGUUUGCAUAACUGAACCACGUAUACAAUGCAUACGAUC